GCCCUAUCUGUGGUUACCACGGACGCGGUUUCUCACAGCACUAACAUAAGCGAAGGAACUUACAGGUUAUUUAUUUACAGUAUAAGUUAAUAUUAAUAAAACUUAUCAGAGACACCUGGCUCUCUGCUGUUGUGAACAGAAAAAGGAGACGCACCCGCAAUGUCAUUUAUAUUUGACUGGAUCUACAGAGGAUUUAGCGGUGUACUACAAUUUCUUGGUCUGUAUAAAAAAUCUGGGAAGCUGGUUUUCCUAGGGUUAGAUAAUGCUGGAAAGACAACUCUCCUGCACAUGCUUAAGGAUGACAGACUGGGACUGCAUGUGCCUACACUACAUCCUACCUCAGAAGAACUCACCAUUGCUGGAAUGACAUUCACUACAUUUGACCUUGGUGGACAUGUACAAGCCAGGAGAGUUUGGAAGAAUUACCUCCCAGCCGUGAAUGGAGUUGUCUUUCUUGUUGAUUGUGCAGAUCAUGAACGUCUUGCUGAGUCUAAGGUUGAGCUUGAUGCUCUGCUUUCAGAUGAGACCAUAUCUAACGUGCCAGUCUUGGUGUUGGGGAAUAAGAUUGAUCGACCGGAGGCUGUAAGUGAAGGGAGGCUUCGGGAGAUCUUUGCUCUUGAUGGACAAACCACUGGGAAGGGAAACGUGUCACUGAAGGAGCUGAAUGUGCGACCACUGGAAGUAUUCAUGUGCAGUGUCCUGAAGAAGCAGGGCUAUGGAGAAGGGUUUCGCUGGCUUUCUCAGUACAUUGACUAAAUUGAGAUGGUUUUCUGAUUAGGCUCAAACUUUCAAGUUCUGAGAAGUAGGGUAGAAAGAGAGAGUGCAAGGGUGCACAUUGGUAAAAGGAUGCGUGAAGUGGUUUAGAUAUUGGCUUGAAAACUCAUGUUAAGCAGAGUUAAAGCUAGCUCAACCCCCUGACAUUCCAUCCAGAAAUAACAUACAUGAUGCUAUGUUGAUUGAGAACAUAUAUUAAAGUAUUUAAUGUUGAAAUUUGGGCUUGUCAGCCAUUUCACACAUGUGCACACUAUCUUUGCUUUCUGUAUGUGUGCGUGUGAGUUCAUAUGUACAUAUGUUUUAUGUAGUUAUUUAUUUGGUAUUGUAUAGCUUUUUGAGAAAAUACAUGCAAUGGCAACACUCAUUCUGUUGAUCAAGAAGUAGCAUGUAUUGCUAGCAUGACAACAUGUAGAUGAUACUCAUCUACAUAUACUGUUUUAAUAAGAUUGAAAUGUUCAACUCUUGCUGAACAUCUGGAAAUUCAUGUUAAACAAACAUUCCUUUUAGUAACAGUUUUGCAGUUUUAUCUGUUGUAAAGCCUGUACUAGUUUUUAUUUAUAUUAAAUCACUCAGAUUACUAUUUUUCUAUAAUUAAAAUACCAUAAAAACAGUUGAAGACUGAAAUCAACAACAUGAAUGAAAAACAUCAAGUCUAAAAUCUACUCUGCAAAAGCGAACAUUAAAAAAUGGAUACGCAAACAAAGCAGGAUAUGUUUCUGAAACUUACUGUUUUAAUAAGUUGCAUUGUAACUGCAUAGUAUUUUUUAUCAGAAUUUAUUUAGCCUUUUUCUUCUGCAUUAGUACAUGCAGCUUCUGGUCCAACACCAGACUCUCAGAUAUACCAGUAGUGUUCUAUACUUGUUGAGUAUAGUUUAUGCUUUUAAAGCAAUAAUACUUUAGCUCAGUAUGAGUGUUCUGAGAGUGAACACAAAGGAAAUUGUGCUUCCUCUGAUUUAAAAAAAAAACAUGUAAAAUUUAUUUAUUGACUGAUUGAUUGAAUUCAUUUUAUUUAUGUAUUUUAAUAAGAUGGCAUUACUUGAACUCCAUGUCAGCCUAUAUGUGUAUAGCGCUCUUGGCAGGUAUCACACAGAGAUACUCUACUAUGAUGUAUAAAAUACACAUCCAAGUAUAUCUAGCUUCUAAUUUUAGUUAUUGAUAACUUCAUAUAUAAUUUUCUCUAAGAUGUUAUAAAGUAUUAUAUUAACAUGUACAGUAUAUGUGUCAUAAUGUAUAUAAUGUUCAUAUUGUAUUAUGGUUGAAUUCUAGAUAUUUACACUAUGUUACAGAGAUAUCUACAAUUCCUCUGCAGGUAUUUUGUGACUAUCAGCUGUUUAUUUUAUACAGCACUGACUAGAAUAUGUAAAGCAUUAAGUAUCUUAUGAAUGUGGUUGUCAAUUGUCAGUAUUUGAUCUUGCACACUUGUAAAUAUUGUACAAUGGAAUAUGUGUUUUUACAGUCCCUAGUCUUCAACUGAAUCCACAAGUAUUUAAGGUAACUGACUAUGUACAUCUAUAAAUAUUUUUUGAACUGUUUAAUUUUGCUUUUGUAUACUGAUUUAAUAUCUCAUGAGCUCUGGAAUCAUGAGUUAGCAACCUAAGAUGUACUACCCUAGAAGCAGAAUUUGGACUAUUAUGCAACUCUAGAUUGCAGAUGAAAUUAUCUUUCUAUUGGGAUAAAUGCUAAUUAUUUUUAUUUUACAAUAGACUGAAAUGAAUUAGGGAGCAUUCCAUUCUGAAAUAUCAGACUUUCUGAAAAGGAUGAUUGUAGAUUAGUGCUUUGAAUGUCAGUAAAAAGAGUCAGUAGACUAAAUAUUUUUACUGCCUUAAGAUGCUUGUUGCAUUAAUAAAAGAUCAGUGGAUUUUUUUAUCACA
Messenger RNA from Electrophorus electricus (electric eel), 2645 nucleotides. It is a transcript of the gene sar1aa, whose product is annotated as secretion associated, Ras related GTPase 1Aa. Gene Ontology annotation, biological process: intracellular protein transport. NCBI's taxonomy places the organism in Eukaryota, Metazoa, Chordata, Actinopteri, Gymnotiformes, Gymnotidae. Gene Ontology annotation, molecular function: GTP binding; GTPase activity. The record is from RefSeq and is a predicted model, not a curated record.